AUGGACCUUCAAAUGCUAGUUUGUGACGGCAUUGAAGCUACGCGACGAAUCCGGUUACUGGAAAAGCAGAAUCGAUGGAAGGAAUGUGCAAUAUUCAUUGUGACCGGUCGGGAUAGUCCGACAGAUAGGACAAAGGCGAAAGGCGCUGGCGCCGACGAGUACUUUGUGAAGUCUGUUGGCAUCAAGCUCUUGGAUCGUACUGUCUAA
Messenger RNA from Penicillium antarcticum, 207 nucleotides. RefSeq lists its product as uncharacterized. Bases 1 to 207 code for a protein of 68 amino acids. The record is from RefSeq and is a predicted model, not a curated record. Lineage: Eukaryota; Fungi; Ascomycota; Eurotiomycetes; Eurotiales; Aspergillaceae. Gene Ontology annotation, biological process: phosphorelay signal transduction system. The transcript has a single exon.